Messenger RNA from Trichoplax adhaerens, 1365 nucleotides. RefSeq lists its product as uncharacterized. The transcript is spliced from 3 exons. The coding region runs from base 1 to 1365 and encodes 454 amino acids. Gene Ontology annotation, molecular function: NADP binding; N,N-dimethylaniline monooxygenase activity; flavin adenine dinucleotide binding. NCBI's taxonomy places the organism in Eukaryota, Metazoa, Placozoa, Uniplacotomia, Trichoplacea, Trichoplacidae. The record is from RefSeq and is a predicted model, not a curated record.
AUGAAGAAAAUUCGAGUUGCUGUCAUUGGUGCUGGAGCUGCAGGCUUAGCUGCACUCAGGCAACUAUCCAAAUAUGAUGUCUUUCAACCAGUAGCGUAUGAAAUCGAGCGACAAGUUGGAGGGACGUGGAUCUAUAAGGAUUUAGCCGACGAUUUCGAUCCAACCAACAUUAAUUUAUUGGCUGGUCAAUCUACCACAUCAUCACCACCACCACCCCAUUGCCAUUCCAGCAUGUAUCAAGGAUUAUAUACAAAUAUUCCAAAAGAAAUCAUGGCGUUUCCUGACUUGCCUUUUCCUCAACAACUACCAUCUUAUCCUCACCACACUGAUGUACUAGCUUACUUACGCAAUUAUGCUCAUCAAUUUAAGUUAUUGCAAUAUAUCCAAUUUGGAACAAUGGUCAAUAGUUUAUCCCGCCAACAAAUUGAAGAUAAAAGCUCUUGGACGUUAACCUAUACUGAUUUAGACUCCAAAGAGACAACAACAACACAAUUCGAUGCUGUCAUCGUGUGCAAUGGGCAUUAUUGUAAAACAAGCUAUCCUGACAUCCCUGAUCUGGAUCAAUUUCCAGGAGCCGUUACUCACAGUCAUUACUAUCGAGAACCAUCCAUCUACAAGGACAAAGUCGUAGUCCUCAUGGGUCCUGGCCCAUCUGGUACAGAUAUCGCAAUAGAACUGAUCGAUACAGCUAAAGAAAUUUAUUUAUCUUGUCAUAAGCAACCGGCUGCUAAUCUACCCAGUAAAAUUGUCGUCAAAAAUACAAUCACCAAAUUACAUUCCAAUGGAUUUGUCCAAUUUGAAAAGGAUCCACAAUUGGUCAAAGCUGAUUGUGUCAUCUUUUGCACAGGUUAUGGCUAUGAAUUUCCUUUUUUAACUCCUAGUUGUAAUGUGACAUUAGAAAAUCAACAGCGUAGAAUUCGCCCCUUAUUUAUGCAUAUAUUUCAUAUUGAUCAUCCUACGUUAUCAUUUGUUGGUAUCUGCGCUAAGAUAGUCCCAUUUGGACAGUUUUAUCUGCAAGCAUCUGUUGUUACAUCGGUCUUGCUUAACCAAACUCCUUUGCCAUCCAUCGAUGAGAUGGAACGUGAUGAGGAAAAUGACUACCAAGACCGACUUGCUACCGGGCUUCAACCUAGGCAUGCCCAUUUCUUGGGUGUCAGACAGUGGGCUUACAAUGAUCGAUUAGCUACUUUCAUUAAUGUCAAAAAUCCAAUGUCCAAAGCUAUUGAAAAAACGUAUAAAUAUGCUAUGGGCUGGCGUCAAAAUAAUAUUCUAGAAUAUCGUCACCAGAACUAUCGAAUAAUUGAUGAAGAUACAUUUGAACAUGUUAAUGCAUGCAAGAAUAGCAAUCAAACGUCUACCAACUAG